Molecule: messenger RNA, 1986 nt
Organism: Plutella xylostella (diamondback moth)
Lineage: Eukaryota; Metazoa; Arthropoda; Insecta; Lepidoptera; Plutellidae
Gene: dmrt11E
Product: doublesex-Mab related 11E
Biological process (GO): regulation of transcription by RNA polymerase II; sex differentiation
Cellular component (GO): nucleus
Molecular function (GO): DNA-binding transcription factor activity, RNA polymerase II-specific; RNA polymerase II cis-regulatory region sequence-specific DNA binding
Source: RefSeq, a predicted model, not a curated record
GAUCUAAAAUCAUAUGUUCCUAAGAUUAACGAGUAGACUUCAAAUAAAUCUUUUUUUUUGAAGAUACAAAAUUGUAUAUAAAAACUGCGCCGCGUAAUGUAUCACAUUACUUUACAAUAAAAAUAAAUAAAAUUGUAAUUUUCUUUCAUCACUAGCGUAUUUCCCCGCCCACUUGAAACCAACCAAUCAGACCGCCCGAGAGGCGGGGCUAGUCCGAACCGAGGAUAUAAACUUGAAACCGUUUUUACAGGCGUUAAUCUCGAAGACGUUUCAGUGCUACCAUGUCUUGCCUUCACUGGCAUCCCUACAAUUUCCUUGUUAUGUGACCGCGUAGUUUGUAACCAUGCCUGAGGACAGUAAGGAAGUGAGUGAGGUGGGUGCAGUGAAGAAGGCGCUGCGAACUCCGAAGUGCGCUCGGUGCCGCAAUCACGGGGUGAUCUCGUGUCUGAAGGGGCACAAGCGGCUGUGUCGGUGGCGCGACUGCCGCUGCCCCGGCUGUCUGCUGGUGCUGGAGCGACAGAGGGUCAUGGCUGCUCAGGUGGCGCUUCGCCGCCAGCAGGGCGCGGGGUCGCGCGGCGGCGAGGCGGCGCUGGCGGCUCGCAAGCGGGCCUACCGCGCGCGCCUGCGAUGUGUACAGAUGUCUCGCGCUUUCCCGGCUGCACCGAGUUAUGCGAACCUCCAGCUGCUCUCGCCCGACCCAUGGAGCGAGCGCGUGCGUCGCCGGCGCGCCUUCGCCGACGCCUCCCUCGACCGGCCCCCGCUCCCCGCGCCCCCCGCAGCCCUCUGCCGCCAUCUGCUGGCAGCUCUGCUCACUAAGUACGCGCCCCCGCCCCCGCAGAGACCUAAGCCACUGUCGUUCAGUAUUGAAGCUAUUAUGGGGGUUCGGUAAAGGUUUGUUUUUGGAAAGUCAGAUUUGGUUGGUUUAGGGUUACCUAUUGAAGUCCAAAUAACUUGAAAAACACCUAAGUAAAAUAUAAAACUAGGCCAUAAUUUAUGACAAACUGUUAAAUAAUUUCUCUUAGUAUGUAUAUCAUAUAUAACAUGGAAUAAGUACUUAUUACUUGUAUAUCAAUAAUGAAGCUAAACUUUGACUAACUGUAUCGAAUUUUGAAAUUGUUAGUAAACCGAAGAUAGUGCCAAUAACCCUGAAUAGCUAUUAGGUACUUACAACUACACCUAGUUGAUUAGUUGAUUACCGAAAGCCAAUAGGACAUAUUCACUAAUAUAGCUAUUAACGAUGUCUGCCGUAUUGAUAAAGUAUGUGGUGUGGACUCAAAGGUGUCCUAAAAUAAAAGAGGAUGUAUUCGAACAAUGAGUGCUUUAUUAACGAAAUGUAUGGUAAAUCCGUCAGAAGUGAGUCUAACAAAACUGAAUGGUAAUCGGUAGCAAUAUUUUAUAUCUAAUUUCAUGUGGGUAAAACAACAGAUUUUGUUUCGUUCAUACAAAGUGAGCACAAAUUACCAAUUUGUUUAUGUAUUUUUAUGAGUUUAUUAUCAAAAUGGUAUUAAUUAGAAAAACAGUAAAUAAAAGAUUGUACAAAUUUGUACUCACUUUGUAAAACUUGAUAUGAAAACGUAGAUCCAGAGACAAAACCGUACAUCACUGUAAAUUUAGUACCAAGUUUUUUUAUGAUUACAUUACUUAGUUGGUUGCGGUUUUGACGCUCGGUCUACAAUAAUGGUGUAGUUACUUAAUUAGUUUCUAAUACAAUCAUCACAAACAAUCGAAUCCUACAAAAACAUCUAUAUUUUUUAUAUUUGACUGAACACAAACAAAUUAGGAUUGAAACAGUUUUAUGGUUAUCUUUUUAAAAGAUUCUAAGUAAAAGUUGAUGAAUGAUUUCAUGAGAUAGAUUAUUAUCAUAGAUACUUUACGUUGAAAAAUAAUUUUAAAUAAAUUAUAAUAGUAGGUACUUACAUAGCGUAUGGUAGGUAUAAGUAAAAUUAAUCACUUCGUCGAAAAACUAUAUUAAAAUUUGUCUUUGUA